Molecule: messenger RNA, 3797 nt
Organism: Pieris rapae (cabbage white)
Lineage: Eukaryota; Metazoa; Arthropoda; Insecta; Lepidoptera; Pieridae
Gene: DCX-EMAP
Product: echinoderm microtubule-associated protein-like CG42247
Exons: 20
Coding region: 93-3044 (983 amino acids)
Biological process (GO): intracellular signal transduction; microtubule cytoskeleton organization
Cellular component (GO): mitotic spindle
Molecular function (GO): microtubule binding
Source: RefSeq, a predicted model, not a curated record
ACAAAGCCGGUCGACUCCUUCCAUAAACACAUUAAAUUAUUAUUUAUGGUGUGAUUUUUAAUCUGUAAAGUGUGACGUGAAGACAAUUUACAAUGGCCUCUGAAGAGCCUCCAGGUGGUGUGGUCGCUGAACCAGCCCCACCCGAGCCAGCCCCUGCUGCAGAAGACCACCCACCCUCAGAUGAUGAAAAGAGUUCCGAAUGGCAUGCAUCUCGCCCGCCAUCCCCUCCACAGAGGGCAGAUGACAUCUCGGAAGGCUCAGAGGCGACGGUGCGUCCUCUCAGGCCAGAACCGGCCAGUCGAUAUGCCAACCUCAACUAUUGGAAGGCGAGACGCGUGACGUUCUAUCGAAAUGGGGAUCCUUUUCACCCCGGUGUUGAGUUCCGCUUCAAGCCCGGUAGAGAUCUGGUUUCAAUAGACGUAUUGCUAGAUAGAUUAUCUGAAAGAUUGGAACUGCCUAGGGGGGCACGAUUCAUUUUCGGCAUGGAUGGUGAUAGGAAGUACAGGCUUGAAGAACUCGAGGAUGGUGCGUCCUACGUCGUCUCGUCUUACAAGACUUUCAAAGCAGCAAGUUACGGAAAGAAGAACGGAAUGUGGUAUGGUGGUACGAGCACGGCCAACAGCGGUUGGUCUCGUGCUGGCACUCGCAAACAAUCCGUAGCAGAGUCUGAUGCCCCACCGCCAGGGGGCGGCAAGCCUUCCAGUGGCCGGGUCAUCCGGAUCAUUAAUAAUAUGGACCACUCUAUACAGUGUCGAGUACUUUUGAAUCUGAGGACGACCCAACCCUUUGAAGAGGUCCUCGAAGAUUUGGGGCAAGUGUUAAAAAUGAGUGGGGCUAAAAGAAUGUACACGGUGAAUGGACAAGAGGUACGAAGUUUCUCGCAAUUACGAAAUGAAUUUGCCGAAGUCGAGACGUUUUACUUAGGCACUGUUAUUGUGCCGCCAUCUUUGAGUCCAGGUGUUGCAGCUCUACCUAUAGAAUCACCCAUCAGGAGGUCACGUUCAAGAGCCAACGUAGCAGCACUGCCAAUUACAGAAGAUACUCGUGGAAGACGAGCUCGCAGUAAGAGUAGACCAAGAAUACUAUAUGCCCCUGAAGGAGAAAUUAUACGCAAUACCGAUUACACUCUUUUGGAAGUUUUAAAGGAGGAGCCAAUUCGGGUAACAAUUCGUGGGCUUCGACGAACAUUCUACCCGCCCAUUCACCACCCACCGAUUGACAACUCACCCCCGGACAAGAAAUUACAACUCGAUUGGGUAUACGGCUACCGAGGAGCCGAUUCCAGAAAAAACCUUUGGGUUCUGCCCACUGGAGAACUGUUAUACUAUGUCGCAGCUAUUGCAGUAAUGUAUGACAGGGACGAAGAAUCUCAAAGGCAUUAUAUGGGACACACAGAAGAUAUACAAUGUAUGGAAUUACACCCGUCUCGAGAGCUCGUAGCUAGCGGCCAACGAGCAGGGCGUGGUCGUCGUGCACAAGCUCAUGUGCGAAUAUGGAGUACUGACACUUUGCAAACUUUGCACGUCUUUGGGAUGGCGGAGUUUGAAGCUGGCGUGUCUGCGGUGGCCUUUUCUCAGCUGAAUGGAGGAAGCUACGUCAUGGCUGUAGACAGUGGUCGCGAGAGUAUUCUUUCCGUGUGGCAGUGGCAAUGGGGACAUCUUCUUGGGAAAGUUGCUACGCUGCAAGAGGAACUCAUGGGGGCAGCUUUUCAUCCACUGGAUGACAAUUUGCUUAUCACACACGGUAAAGGACAUCUUGCAUUUUGGAAUCGACGUAAAGACGGAUUCUUCGAACGGACAGACAUUAUUAAACCUCCCUCAAGAACUCAUGUGACAGCUCUUCAAUUCGAACAAGAUGGCGACGUUGUGACUGCAGAUAGCGAUGGUUUUAUUACAAUUUAUAGUGUCGAUAGUGAUGGCGCUUACUUCGUUCGAAUGGAGUUUGAGGCUCAUAUAAAAGGCAUCAGCUCGUUAGUAAUGCUCUCUGAAGGUACUCUCAUUUCGGGAGGUGAAAGAGAUAGAAAGAUAGCGGCCUGGGACUCCCUGCAGAAUUACAAGAGGAUAACAGAAACAAAGCUUCCUGAGACAGCAGGUGGGGUUCGAAGUAUCUACCCACAGCGACCAGGCAGAAAUGAUGGCAACCUGUAUGUAGGGACAACUAGAAACAAUAUUAUGGAAGGGUCUUUACAACGGAGGUUUAAUCAAAUAGUCUUUGGGCAUCACAAGCAGUUAAUGGGUCUAGCAGUUCACCCCGACGACGAAAUGUUCGCUACAGCGGGGAAUGACAAGAGCAUAGCACUGUGGAAGGGGCACAAACUUGUAUUUGCUACUCAGGUGGGUUACGAAUGCGUAUCCUUAACCUGGCACUCGGGAGGUGGAGCUCUAGCAGCUGGAAGCACCGAGGGUCACCUAAUUGUAUUGAAUGCGGAUGCAGGUGCACCAGUGUGUACUGUCAGAGUUUGUGGCUCCCCACUCAACUGUUUGCAGUAUAAUACAGCGGGCGACGUUUUAGCAAUAGGAUCUCAAAAUGGCAGUAUCUACUUGUUCCGCGUGUCCCGAGAUGGCUUUUCUUAUAAGAAGUGGAAUAAAAUUCGCGGAGCGCAACCUUUAGUUCAUCUUGACUGGAGUCUUGAUGGGAACUACUUACAAACUGUGACAGCUGAUUACGAUUUAGCUUUUUGGGACAUAAAAGCCUUAUCACCGGAAAAGAGUCCCAUGGCUAUGAAAGACGUUAAGUGGUCGACUUAUAACUCAACUGUUGGCUUCCUAGUAUCAGGAAUGUGGAACAAUCGUUUCUAUCCGAUGACGUCAUUAAUAACUGCCUCGAGCAGAUCCUCUGCUCACGAUCUUCUUAUUAGCGGGGACUCUGAUGGAUAUCUACGUUUGUUCAGAUAUCCGUGUGCUAGUGCAAAGGCGGAGUACAAUGAAGUGAAAGUGUAUUCAGGGCCUGUCCUAUCCUCUCGCUUUAUGUUCAACGACCGCUGUUUAGUAUCCUCUGGUGGUACCGAGGCUGCUUUGAUGUUGUGGGAGCUGGUGGAAGACUAGCGCCGACCCAGGGCACCUCCAGCCCUUAUAGUGGAUCCGCCCACACCCACGCCACAAGCAUUUCACGUUCUAAACUUUGACGAACUUGACUGAGAGUUUUUGAAUUUCGAUUUGGAAUAUUGGAAAAUCUUUCUUCCGUCUGGAUCGUUGUGUGUGUAUAAAGGCGACUUUGACACACAUGUUACGAUCAUGGACGAAAAAAUAGGCCUUUCAGGUCAUAUUGAUGGCUAAAAGUCGUACUGCGUCUAAGGAUCGAAUGUCAAAACUUGAAGUUGAAAGAAAAGUACUCAAGUUAGGCGAAUGUAUUUCGGAUUGACUUAAUUUUACGAAGUUGAUGCAUUAUGUAAUGUGAGUUAGCAAGAGACUUCGAAUCGAUAUUAUAGAAUAUGGAGGUGUCUUGGAUAUUUAGAAUUGAAUUACAGUUAGUUCUGGAUAGUUAAGGAAUUUUAUUUGAAAUGUAUUAAUACUUGUAUUCAGGAUUUUUGUAAGUUUCUACGUAGCUUCUAUGCAGUCAACUCCACACAUAAUAAAAGUAAUUAUUGUUCGCAUAAUUUUUAUAUUUUUAAAGAAGCAAAAUGUGAAAGAAAUAUUUCAGAAUAUACAUUUAUAUUUUUAUUUACAUAGAAAGAAACGGUAUCACUUUAUGUUUAGCUUAGCACGGCUUUGAGUUAUUAGGAUAUAAGAGUUAUAUAUUUAGAUAUAGGCACAGUAUUCACUGCCAUUCUUGUAUAAAUUAAUCACUAACGUAGACUC